UUCAUUCAAAACAAAAAAAUGAGAGCAGGUUUAUUACUGCAUAAUUAUCUAAGUGUACAUAUACUGUAAUUGCUCUGUGGAUAGCAUACAUGUCAAGCUCGGCACCAGGAGAAAAUAGAGAAGGGUGCAAUAGCAAUCCACAUGAGUGCACAAAAGGUGAUAAAUACUAUGUAGACAUCGGGAUAUACGGAGACCACUGGGGGUGCACCCAGGUCCGUCUGGGGGUGCAAUGCACCUCUAAGGACCCCCAUAGCACCAGGCCUGAUACACAUAAGUGCUACCAGAUAAAAUGUCAUUCUGACAGUUGUAGUCACAAAUGAAAAUUCCAAAUAAUGUCGGAUGACAUUGACCAUUUCAUUAAAUCAGCUGUAUUGUCAAAGAGAUCAAGUUUCAAUGCUGAGCAAUGUGAUCAUUAUGGAUGUUCUUUUUGAAUGUUCUUAGUUGUGACACUCAUUCACACAAAUGGUGUGCACAAUUAUGUGGUGGUACAAUGAGGUCUUACUCACAGAAUGAUUACAUGUACAAAAAAUGAAUGUUUUGUUUAUUUAGGUACCUUUGGGCAGAGGAUCAUCGGGGGCCAAGAGGUUGAGCCGUACUCCAUCAAAUACCAGGCGUCCAUCCAGUACAAUAAUCAACACUACUGCGGAGGCACCCUUAUCCACCCCCAGUGGGUUGUGUCUGCUGCCCACUGCUGGAGACCGAGCACUUUGAUCAAAGUGGUUUUGAGUGAGCACAGCCUCUCCAAAGAGGAAGGAUUUGAGCAAGAGUUCAACGUCUCCAAGAUCUUUGUAUACUACAAUUACAACUACAAGACCUUCAACAAUGACAUCAUGCUCAUUAAACUCGGCCACCCGGCCCAGCUCAAUGCCAACAUCCAGCCAGCCGCCCUCCCAGACCCCAACGGCGCCCCACUGGCGGGAGGGACCACUUGCACUGUCAGUGGCUGGGGGGUCACCCAGAUCUACAGCUACUACCUGUCCCCAGAGCUGCGAGCCGUGGACGUGGAGGUCAUCCCCAACUGCCAGUACUACUACUACUGGAGGAUCACUGAGAACAUGAUCUGCGCUGGCUCCCGCUUCGGGGGGAAAGACUCCUGUCAGGGCGACUCGGGGGGCCCUCUUAUCUGCAACGACUUUCUUGAGGGCAUCGUGUCCUGGGGGAUCAGCUGUGCCAAUCCCUACUUCCCAGGCGUCUACACCAAAGUGAGAAACUAUGUCAGGUGGAUCACCUGGAUCAUCGACAAUGACAACUACAAUUGAAGUCGCACCCUGUGGAGGCAAAGGGCGGAGGAUUAGAUUGUCCCUCACUUGAAAAAGAUGAAGACGGUACCUGUUUUAGUUUUUAAAAAAAGCCAACUCCCAACACAGUUUGGUAGCACGGUGUACUUGCGGACAUCCAGGUGUGUAUUGAAUAACGCAUUGCUGCACAUUAGUCCUAGCGCCAGUAGGGGCUCAGAACAAUCAGCUUUGAGGGCGCAGGUACAAAUCCCAGUCUAGUGCUUUUGCUAUGCACUUGAGAGAGCAGACCUGAUGUUUUUUUUUAAUCCUCUUUCUGCCUACAUGCAAAAUUGUGUCUUUCUUUAGCUAAAAGCUUCAGCCUUAGAAAUUAAUAAAGGAUUAUCAAUCAGGAGCGUAGCCAGAUAUUAUUUUUUGGGUGUGCCCAACGCUGAUAGGGUGGGCAUGUAACCUGAGACGUGGGAACUAUGACAUUAUCUUCCUUGUAAAUACUGUCAGGAAAAAAUAUCAGUUUAUAUUUAGCAUGAACAAACAAUAGAUUAGUUAACUAUGCAAAUUUGGCUCAGCCCUCUAGAAAUUUAUUGCAAAUUACUUUCAAGCUCCCUUCCUACCUGAUCUCAAAGUUUUCAUCAUAAACUACAAAAAAGGGGUUAAAUGUGAAGGGGAUAAUGAAGCAUUCAGCAGAUAUUUAUGUAACAACUGAGAAUUUUUGAUGUGCAGCACAAAUGUAGACAUUUUCUUUCACACAGAUAAAAUGGAAUUUGUUUAGUGGGGUUGACAUCUGCUUUGAUUUUAGUGCUUUCAGAGUAAUGGGUAAUUCGUGUAUUAUAACUGUAUCAUUUUGCAAAUAGCUAGCAACAGCUAAAUGCAUUUCACAUCCGUGGCAACAGGAUGGAAAGUUUCCACUUGUAAUUUUUGUACAGUCAUUUAAACUUUCAAGAAGUUGUCUAAUGUUUCAUUGAUACAUUUUGCAAACACAAAAAUGAACAAUUAUCAC
Molecule: messenger RNA, 2232 nt
Organism: Megalops cyprinoides (Indo-Pacific tarpon)
Lineage: Eukaryota; Metazoa; Chordata; Actinopteri; Elopiformes; Megalopidae
Product: trypsin-like
Exons: 4
Coding region: 510-1259 (249 amino acids)
Biological process (GO): proteolysis
Molecular function (GO): serine-type endopeptidase activity
Source: RefSeq, a predicted model, not a curated record